This is a messenger RNA of Adineta steineri, 210 nucleotides long. The record is from the annotation of a GenBank genome assembly. NCBI's taxonomy places the organism in Eukaryota, Metazoa, Rotifera, Eurotatoria, Adinetida, Adinetidae.
AUGUUACAGUCGUUUACACAAUUAUUAUUUCAACGUAACAUAACCAUGGCUUUUCAUUCACGUAAACUUAUCUCAUUAAUACACAAUACACAAAUUUCUGCUCGACCGUUUGAUGAAAUUCUCUAUUCAUAUGAUUCAUCAUCAUCAUCAACAACAAACUAUGAUCAUUCAUGUUUAAAUCCGACUUUAAAAAAAGAUUCAGUUACUUGA